UUGAAUUUUGCGCUUGCAGUAAAUUUGCACUCUUUGGAGGCCAGGUUGGCAGCCCCAUCAGUCAGCUGUUGGCAAAGAGAUGCAGAGAAACCCGAAAACCCGCCUAUAAAUAUUGUUAUUUUGUUGAUAUUACGGAUUGCAGAAUGGAACCGCCGUACGCCCCUUUAAGUGAGUCCUGUGCCAAGGCGCUUGGCGACAAGGUGUACGAAAAACGGAAAUUGGCCUCGCAGGAAAUCGAGAAAAUGGUCACCGAAUUCAACAACAAGAACAACUCGGCACAGAUCCGUAAACUAAUCGAGGUUCUAGCUACGGACUAUGCGACUUCACGGGAUGCGAACCGCAGAAAAGGGGCGCUUAUCGGUCUCGCAGCCACGGGAUUAGGGUUGGGCAAGGAUUCGGGAAAGUACGUCCAGGGCCUUGUGACUCCCAUCAUGACCUGUCUGUCGGAUCCGGACCUGCGUGUUCGCUAUUUCGCCUGCGAGUCCUUGUACAACGUAGUCAAGGUGGCCCGAGCCGCCAUCAUUCCAUUAUUACCGGAGCUUUUCGCCGCAUUAUCUAGACUUGUUACUGAUUCAGAUCAGAUGGUUAAGGACGGCAGCGAGCUACUGGAUCGACUACUAAAGGACAUUGUCACGGAAUCGUCGCAGACCUUUAACCUCGAAGCCUUUAUUCCUUUGCUGAGAGAGCACAUCUAUGUGAAGGAUGCCUUUGCCCGUCAGUAUGUGAUCUCAUGGAUAUCGAUCCUAAACGCUGUGCCGGACAUCAAUAUGGUCAACUAUUUGACCGAGAUACUGGACGGCCUUUUUCUCAUGCUCGAGGACAAUACACUCGAAAUUCAACGCAUGUGUGAAACUACUAUCAGUCAGUUUCUAAAGUCCAUAAGAAACGACUCUUCCUCCGUGAGGAUGGAGGACACUAUAAACACGCUAAUUACCCACGCUCAGUCACCCAAUGAGCUCAUCAAGUCUAUUGCAAUAACCUGGAUCCGAGAGUUUGUUCAAAUAUUUGGGCCAAAUGUGUUGCCCUAUGCAAGUGGAAUUUUCACGGCGAUAUUGCCGUGCCUUGAAUAUAAUGUGGAAUCCAAGAGAAGUAUUAAAGAGUGCGCCGUUUCCGUUAACAACUCGAUGAUGUCGCUGGUGUCGACUAAAGAGCUGAAAAAACAGACGGUGGCCAAGAUCGAUUUGCGUUCAAUUAUGGAUGUUCUGUCACAGUAUCUCACGCACAACUCUAUGCACACAAAGAUCGCAGUACUUAAAUGGAUCCAUCAUCUUUUUACCAAUUUUCCAAAUGAAAUGUCCGUGCAUGCCAGCAACUUAAAUAAUAAUCUAUUGUCAACGCUAGCUGAUAAUUCGGAUGAGGUAGUCCUGCAAAGUCUGUCGGUUUUGGCAGAAAUUGUUAACUCUCAAGAUAGCAGGGAGUUAAAUGACUUUAACAAAUCGCACUACCGGAAGUUUUUACUUAGCCUGCUGAAUCUCUUUAGCGAAGAGAAACUGAUUUUGGAAAACAGAGCCAGCCUAAUUAUAAGGAAACUCUGUGUGUUGCUGAAUGCCGAAUAUAUUUACCGCACUUUUGCCGAGAUAAUAGCUGAAGAAGUGCCCAAUUUAAAGUUUGCAUCUACAGUUGUGCGUCUGCUAAACAUAAUUCUUCUGACAUCAACGGAGCUUUUCGAAUUGCGUACGAGCCUGCGGAAUAUUUCCAAUGAAAAGUCAGCAGAUCUUUUUCAAUGCCUUUACAAAAGUUGGGCCCACUGUCCAGUGUCCACGCUAUCCUUGUGUUUGCUGGCCCAGAGCUACCAGCAUGUAUCCCGUUUGGUAACAUUAUUUGCUGAUGUUGAAAUCACCUUGGAGCUGCUUACCGAAUUGGAUAAAUUGGUUCAGUUAAUAGAGUCUCCAAUAUUUGCUCCUUUACGUCUAACUCUCGUUUCGAAAGCAAAUAAUUGUGCGGAUGCUCAGUAUUUGGCCCACGCUUUGUUUGGCAUUCUAAUGUUGCUGCCGCAGACAGAAGCUUUUGAUACUCUUCGAAAUCGUCUUCAAUGUGUACCUAAUUACUGGGGCCACGAUCCCAUCGACGAGCGAAACUCACUGGAGUACAAAAGUGGAAUAGAUUUCGAUGCCUUGGAGGAGCACUUCAUUAAACUGCAAAAAGCACAUCGCGAACAAAGAAUUAUUCACAGGAAACGGAGUGUAAUUACUCCAGAAAGUAACUAGCCCUUUUAUGCAUAACUUGUUUUAGAUAGCCUGUGAUUAAGCGUACAGUCAUUUAAUUUGCAUAUGUGAGUUUUAAUAAACCCGAAUCUAUAUACCUUAUUGAUUUAAAGAAGCUUCUGCUUUAAUUGUUUUUACCAAAUUAUUUGAUUUUUAUAAAUGAACAAAAUCUCUGUAAUGUGUAGUAUAAAAAAAUGUUUUUAAAUGAUAAUCACCUCAAAUAAAUAAGACAAUCUAUUCCCUAAA
Messenger RNA from Drosophila ficusphila, 2450 nucleotides. RefSeq names its product protein VAC14 homolog. The record is from RefSeq and is a predicted model, not a curated record. Gene Ontology annotation, cellular component: endosome membrane; PAS complex. The transcript is spliced from 9 exons. Lineage: Eukaryota; Metazoa; Arthropoda; Insecta; Diptera; Drosophilidae. Gene Ontology annotation, biological process: phosphatidylinositol biosynthetic process; positive regulation of kinase activity. Bases 144 to 2207 code for a protein of 687 amino acids.